Molecule: messenger RNA, 753 nt
Organism: Spirodela intermedia
Lineage: Eukaryota; Viridiplantae; Streptophyta; Magnoliopsida; Alismatales; Araceae
Source: the annotation of a GenBank genome assembly
AUGGAAGCCCUGCAGCCGCUCUGCAACGACAGCUUCUCCUAUAGAUGGCUGAUGAACGGGGAAGACACAGAGGGCGGCGCCUUCAUCGAGAUCGACCCUCGACUGGCGUCCCUGCGAAGGGCCAUUGACGCCGCCCACGACUUCGAUUUUGGUCUCUCGGGCUCACAGUCCCCCGCCCUCGUCCACGCGGACCAGAUCUUCUCCGACGGGCUGAUCCUUCCCCUCCACAUGUCGACGCCGGCGAGGAGGCAGCAGGCGGACGGGUCCCGCUCGUCGGACUCCGACGACUCUAUUCUGAGCAGGUCCCUGUCGCUGGACUCCUCCAGCCUGCUGCUCUCUCUCAGCAAGAGGCAUCACCGAUCGCCGUACUCUUCAGCCGGCGCCAGCCAGCCGGCGUCCCCGCAUUCGUCGACGUCGCCGCUGCGCUUCGACCCAUCGGCCAAGAGGGCGUUCUCCAGGAAGCAGCCCACUGUAUCGAAGAAGAUCCUGCAGAAGUAUCUCUGCUUUUUGUUGCCCCUGUACAAGAAGGUCAAGGGGUUGAAGCUAUCAUGGAGGCCCGGGGGCUCGUCCAUGGUGGUGCCGUCCACCCCGAGGAGCUGCGCAUCGUCGUUUAUGGGCUCACCGAGGGCCGGAGACGACUGCUGCCGCCUCACCAGGGCAGCGCUGGACUCCGGCAUGGAGAAGUCGAUCCACGACGCCGUUCUCCACUGCAAGAAAUCGAUAGGCGAGAGCAGGCUCGUGAAUUUUUCCUAG